GACAGCACAUGUCCCCCCGUUUCGCUCCCCCCCUUCAGCCAGGCCUCUUCCUGCCCCUUCCCUCUCCCUCCAUCCCUGUCUCUUAAUUCCCUCCCUCUCCCCGCCCUGCCUGACCGGGCGGAGCGCGCCCUCGCUGCCCCUCCCCUUCCCCGGUCGGUCCCGCCCCCUGCUGCCCGGAGAGGCCGCUCCGCUGCCGCCGCCGGGAGCGCCCCACGGAGCCGUCUCACGGAGUUGGAGCUGCUCGUCUCCCGGCCCGGCCCUCCCGCCGCCCCGGGACUGGGGGACCUGCCCCAGCCGACCCGGCAGGAGGCGGAGGGGCUCGGCGGCCCCUGAGGUAGAAGUGUCUUGACAACCAAGCAAGAAGGUGGAUUAUUUUUAAAACAAUGCUUAGGCAUCUGUAGAGAUGAUUUGUGGUUCAGUCCAGCUGGAGCUGACUGAAUGAAGCUAUGGGCUGUGCAUCAGCCAAGCAUGUUUCUACUGUUCAAAAUGAAGAGGAAGCUCAGAAGGGGAAGAACUACCAGAAUGGAGAUGUAUUUGGUGAUGAGUAUAGGAUCAAACCAGUGGAAGAGGUCAAAUACAUGAAAAAUGAGGGAGAAGAUGAUCAGAAAAUAGCUGCCAGGAACCAGGAAAAUUUGGAAAAAAGUGCCAGUUCAAAUGUAAGACUUAAAUCUAACAAAGAGGUCCCAGGAUUAGUACAUCAACCCAGAGCAAACAUGCACAUCUCUGAAAGCCAACAGGAAUUCUUCAGAAUGCUAGAUGAGAAAAUUGAAAAGGGUCGUGAUUAUUGUUCAGAAGAGGAGGAUAUCACAUAGUGCCAAUUCUGCCAAUCAAAACAGGAAUACUACUGUGUAAAUAGAUUACAACCCGGUCAAAAUCUUUUGGAAGUCUUCUAGAGUGAGCAGCACUACAUAGCAAAAGAAGAUCAUUUCCACAUUGUAUGCUCCAUUCAGUUACAGCGUUUCUUAAAAAAAAACAGACAAGGAAUAUUGCUAAGAACUCAUAUGGAACUGUGUUUGUUGCUGCUAGUUAAAACUUGUUGCAACUUUUCACUUUUCUGUGUCCAGGUAUGCAGGAAAUCUUUACAUUUAAUCUGAAAGACACUGUUGAUUUUACUAAGGUUGCUGGCCUAUUUUCUAUCGGAUGAGGUAGUGUUAUACAAAACUUCCAUAACUGAACAGUCAAGCUUCUAAGAAAUCCUCGAGCUGUUUGUCAGUCCACAGAUGGGCUGGAGUGCUUAGUAUUACUGGUGAUUUCAGCCUUUGGAGAUGGGAUGUGUUUGCCAUAACAGGCCUUGUUUCUCUACUGGGAAGAAGUUGAGAAAUUAUUGUCCGUUAAAAGCAUGUUAUCACACAAAUACUGGAAGUGAUGCAGGAGCAGAAAUUUGUAUUUUAAAGGGAAAAAUUUUCAUUUAAUAGGUAUCUUAAUCAAGGACUAAGCUUACCGUAUUGGCUUUUCUGAACGCGAAUGGAAGUGUGAUCACAAUCAUUUGAAUCCCUUUUUUCUAAGAAAAUAAACAUUUACUGUUUUUAUGUA
Molecule: messenger RNA, 1533 nt
Organism: Mauremys reevesii (Reeves's turtle)
Lineage: Eukaryota; Metazoa; Chordata; Testudines; Geoemydidae
Gene: C8H1orf21
Product: chromosome 8 C1orf21 homolog
Exons: 6
Coding region: 447-812 (121 amino acids)
Source: RefSeq, a predicted model, not a curated record